UCUCGCCAGCUGGUGAGAGCACAAACCUUUCUGCAAAACAGGUCGCCUACAGGAGACAAAUCAUAAUUUUGAGGGGACCAGGAGAGCUUUCAUCUCUCCAAAAAUCGCCAAUUCACCCACGAACUCGAAUGUCGUGGAACGAAGAUAAAUAAUGGCCAGCUUGUUCUCUCUCUGUUGAAGUGUUGAGCGGAUCAAGCUCCCGCGACACACACGCACACACACAGCUCGGGCGUUUCCGCGACUCCUCAGCGGCCAACGGAAGGGUGGCAGGAGAGAGGAGAGAGGAGGAGGAGAAGGGGAGAGAGGAGGGAGAGGAGGGGAGGAAACCCGACUGUUUUGAAGCUAUACGCCAGUAAACAUAGACUAUAAGCAUACACAGUGAAAGAAGAGGAAACCGUCGCAGUGCUAUUUUAUUUCAGUGUGGAUGAAACUAGGAUGAGAGAGACGCCAAAGGAGAGAGACGCCAUCCGUGACAAGUUAAAGGACUCCGCUAUUGGGAUGGCUGAGGUUUCACAGCAGGAGAGAAUUCAGGCCAUCGCUGAGAAGAGGAAGAGGCAGACAGAGAUUGAGAACAAGAGGAGACAGCUGGAAGAUGACAGAAGACAGCUUCAACACCUAAAGUCGAAGGCUCUGAGAGAGCGCUGGUUGUUGGAUGGGGCUCCAGAGGAAGAUGAGACUCAGAGACGACUUCAGGAGGACGAAGAGAGGACUAAGGCACUAGAGAAGAGCAUCCUCUGCUUGGAGCAGGAUAUAGAGGAGCUGGAGAAUCCGGUCGUGACCAAAGAGAACAGAGCUGUAAAUGGAGUAUCACAGAACCAGAGUCCUAGAAGAGAACUAACAGGAGUAGAAGCCAAGCUGUUGGGUCCCAGUCCAGACCAGGCCAGCGCUGAGAACCCUGUUACCCUGGUCUUCAUGGGCUAUACAGCUCUGGAGGGUGAGACAGCAGGGGAGGUGGGGGAGGCAGGGGGACAGAGGGUGGAGACGGCUCAGUCAAGGCGGAGUUUGUGA
This is a messenger RNA of Oncorhynchus nerka (sockeye salmon), 1008 nucleotides long. RefSeq names its product paralemmin-1-like. The record is from RefSeq and is a predicted model, not a curated record. The transcript has 6 exons. Bases 436 to 1008 code for a protein of 190 amino acids. Gene Ontology annotation, cellular component: membrane. Gene Ontology annotation, biological process: regulation of cell shape. NCBI's taxonomy places the organism in Eukaryota, Metazoa, Chordata, Actinopteri, Salmoniformes, Salmonidae.